Molecule: messenger RNA, 1611 nt
Organism: Myzus persicae (green peach aphid)
Lineage: Eukaryota; Metazoa; Arthropoda; Insecta; Hemiptera; Aphididae
Gene: Amacr
Product: alpha-methylacyl-CoA racemase
Exons: 7
Coding region: 386-1522 (378 amino acids)
Biological process (GO): bile acid metabolic process
Cellular component (GO): mitochondrion
Molecular function (GO): alpha-methylacyl-CoA racemase activity
Source: RefSeq, a predicted model, not a curated record
UUUUUUAACUUAUUAUUUAUUAGUCAAUUAGCUUAAUAUUAAUAUACGAAUCGUUUCCUAAAAUAUUUAGAUAGUUAGGUCGCCUAACUUAAGUGUUAGAUCAUGAAUAAUUAAUAAUACAUCAUAUUUAUAAACCUAUGCAUUUACAUGAAUACACAUUACGUUAUACACAAUACGCACAACUAUAUCUGUGAUCUAAGGUUUAUUACAAUUUACAAUUAUUAGCUUUCACUCUUUCGACCAUCGAGUUCAAUCACUAUAGGCAGACUACUGGGAAAGUGGAUAUAUCAAAAACAGUACUGUACCUACUUUAUUUUUAAAUCUGUAGAAAAAUUAAAGAGAUUCAUUUGAUCAUUUUUUCCAAUUAUUGUAUUUUCAAACCAAAAUGCCGUUAAAAGGAUUAAACGUUAUAGAAUUUUCUGGUCUUGCCCCGGUGCCUUUUGUUGGUACUAUAUUAUCUGAUUUUGGAGCAAAUGUAACUGUUAUACAAAAAAAAAGUGUUGCUAUGGAACUUACAGGCUUUUUAAAUGGUGGCAAAAAGUCUAUAAGUAUCAAUUUAAAACAUCCAGAAGGUAUUGAAAUUACACAGAAAUUAAUCACUAAUGCUGAUAUUGUACUUGAACCUUAUAGACCCGGUAUAAUGGAAAAACUGGGAUUAGGCCCCGAUGUAGUGAUGGCCAAAAAUCCUCGUUUAAUAUAUGCACGAUUGAAUGGCUAUGGUUCAUAUGGACAAAAUGCACAGAGAGCUGGGCAUGACAUAAAUUAUUUAGCCAUGUCAGGAUUGUUGUCAUUGUAUGGUACAAAGAAUUCAAAACCCAUUCCUCCUGUAAAUUUUUCUGAAUUCGCGGGCGGUAGUAUGAUAUGUGUAAUGGGAAUUUUAAUGGCAGUCAUAGAAAGAUACAAAAGUGGAAAAGGUCAGGUGGUUGACGCCAACAUAACUGAAGGAAUUUCUUAUGUUGGAAGUUGGUUGAUGUGUUCACAAGACUCAAUGAUUUGGGGAAAACCAAAAGGACAGAAUUUACUGGAUGGAGGAAUGCACUUCUAUGAUACGUACGAAACCAAAGAUGGUAAAUGGAUGGCUGUCGGCGCAUUAGAACCACAAUUUUAUCAAGAGUUCAUCAAUGGACUAGGAUUGGACAUCAAUGACAUUGAACAGAUGGAUAAUUUUGAGAAAAAUAAAGAAAUUAUUGCAAACAAAUUCAAAGAAAAAACACGAGAAGAAUGGUGUAAUAUUUUUGAUUCAAAAGAUGCUUGUGUGACUCCUGUGUUAGAGCUGGACGAGGUUGACCAGCAUCCACAUAACGCAAGUAGAAAGUCAUACUUGAGGAAAGAUAAAAUUGUGGUACCUGUUCCAGCUCCAAAAUUAAGCGUUACUCCUGGUGUUUCAAGUUCUAAUAAACCAACUGCAGUUUGUGGACAGAAUACAAGAGAAAUACUUGAAAGUAUUGGAUACACACAAAUAGAAAUCAACAAACUAUUUGAAAAUAAAACUUUAUUUCAAGACUCAAAAUCCAGGUUAUAGUUGGUAUUACAGUUUUCGCUAGGUUGUUAUGUAAGCUUUUGUCAUAAUGUUUUUAUGUAUUAAACGGUUUUGUUUUUUCUGUGAUUGUA